Messenger RNA from Carassius carassius (crucian carp), 3294 nucleotides. RefSeq names its product potassium voltage-gated channel, shaker-related, subfamily, member 6 a (gene kcna6a). Gene Ontology annotation, molecular function: delayed rectifier potassium channel activity; protein binding. The coding region runs from base 227 to 1654 and encodes 475 amino acids. The record is from RefSeq and is a predicted model, not a curated record. The transcript is spliced from 2 exons. NCBI's taxonomy places the organism in Eukaryota, Metazoa, Chordata, Actinopteri, Cypriniformes, Cyprinidae. Gene Ontology annotation, cellular component: dendrite; synapse; voltage-gated potassium channel complex. Gene Ontology annotation, biological process: potassium ion transmembrane transport; protein homooligomerization.
UAUCUGUUUGAGCUCUCGGCUGAGCAUGUUGUCAGAAUGACUUCUAUUGCAUUACACCAAUAAACUAGUUAAAAAAAGUUGUUAAACUUUUAGAAGGUAGCUUAGUAGCUGUUAGAAGUUAGUUUAGGGCUCUACCUCCGUCAGGCUGGAGCUAUCGGAUCCAAAAAACUGGUGGAGUGGCGGAAAGUCGUGGAGGCACAACAGACAACACUCUCGAGGGGCAAAGAUGUCCCGAGAGAACCACGAUGAGAGUGUGGACCACGCCGUCCUCUUCCAGGACGUCUGUGAAGUGGAGCCCCCUGACCAGGAGUGCUGCAAACUAGUCACCAUCAACAUUUCAGGUCUGCGUUUCGAAACUCAACUCAAAACCCUCGCAAGGUAUCCGAACACGUUACUGGGAGACCCGGUUAAAAGGAUGCGGUUCUACGACCCGCUCAGGAACGAGUUCUUCUUCGACAGGAACCGACCCAGUUUUGAUGCCAUCCUGUAUUACUAUCAGUCCGGCGGGAGGCUUCGGAGACCCAUCAACGUGCCGGUUGAGAUCUUUAUGGAUGAAAUCAAAUUUUACGAAAUCGGCGAUGACGUCAUCGAUCGUUUCCGAGAGGACGAGGGUUUGUUAAAAGAAGACGAGCGUCCCGUUCCGCCCAGUGGGUUUAAGCGUCAAAUCUGGCUGCUGUUCGAGUAUCCCGACAGCUCAGGUCCAGCCAGGAUGAUCGCUAUAGUAUCCGUAAUGAUCAUCCUGAUAUCCAUUGUUAUCUUCUGUUUAGAAACCUUGCCGGAAUUUAGAGAGGAUGAUCGUGUGUUCAACAACCACCUUGCGCCGAACGGAACGACUGCUGGGAAAAGAUCUAGUACGUUCACGGAUCCGUUCUUCUUGUUGGAGACCAUCUGCGUCGUCUGGUUUUCCUUCGAACUGUUUGUGAGGUUUCUUGCAUGCCCGAGCAAGCCCGCCUUCUUCAAAGACAUCAUGAACAUCAUAGAUAUUGUAGCCAUUCUUCCAUAUUUCAUUACUUUGGGUUUAGAUCUUAGCGAAGUGGAGUCGAACUCACAGCAGACCACGUCUCUCGCCAUUCUGAGAGUCAUCCGCUUGGUGCGCGUCUUCAGGAUUUUCAAACUCUCACGGCACUCCAAGGGUCUCCAAAUCCUCGGGCAGACCCUACGAGCGAGUAUGCGAGAGCUUGGACUGCUGAUAUUUUUCCUUAUCAUCGGCAUUAUAUUGUUCUCCAGUGCGGUGUACUUCGCCGAGGUGGAUGACCCGGAAUCGUCUUUUACUAGUAUCCCAGACGCGUUCUGGUGGGCGGUUGUUACCAUGACCACUGUGGGAUAUGGUGACAUGUACCCAGUGACAAUAGGAGGCAAAAUUAUUGGGUCGAUGUGUGCCAUUGCAGGAGUUCUUUCAAUCGCCUUGCCUGUACCAGUAAUCGUGUCGAACUUUAAUUAUUUCUAUCACCGAGAGCACAGCGAGGAGGAGCAAGUGGAAUACACGCACGUAACUUGCGCUCGCCGGUUGCCUGUCCUGUGCGACCAAAAUAAAAGCGACAGUAAACCCUCUCUAGUAAUAUCAGAGCACUCAGAUGACGACGAGUGGAAUUCAAUAAGCGUGUUAAAUUUCAAUCCAUCAGAGGAAUAUACAGGCAAACUCACAGAUGUAUGAGAGCACCAAAAGCGCGCGCAUCUGUGAAGCAGAAGCUGUAUGACGACAUUUCUUCUCUAUAAAGAAGACAGAAGUUCAUAUCACCUGCAUAAACAAGCAAUAUGUGUGUAUUUUCGUCAGUAGCGGUCUGUCAGAGAAAGAAGGUGAAAGGAACAAACAGACUAACUGAUAUAAUUCACUUUUUCAAUGUUCCCAUUAAUGUGUAUAAUCCAUAUGAUAUUUAUAAUAUUAUGCGGAAGCAGUCCCUCCAAGAUUUCUUGGGAUGCUUUUCCGAUUUUUGCGGCCUAAAUUGACUGAUUUUGCUGCGGCUUUUCUCAAAAUUUGCACCAUUUCUUAUUGUUUUGCAGUGAAAAUAUACCACAGACAACAUUCUUCUAACGUUGUUAUGACUUUUCUGACUUCAAGAACCAUUGUAGGGCUCCAGACUAACAUUUGAAGACACCAGCACCAGUGCCGUUAAGUUCUACAGAAGGUGGCACCAACACCUGACAGUAAAUAACUCAUUCUAUAUCACACAUGUACAUCUCAGAGAUGUCUAUUUGAUGUCUGCAAUUAUAUAUGCAAGAUGUAUUUUUUAUUUUUGAGUGUUUUCUCAUCUGCAACAUGUCUCUAAGACGUUUCCUGUCAGAUGUCAAAUAGACAUUUAUUAGAAUGCAUGUAAAACUGCGUUUGUCAAGAUUACACAGCAGAUGUUUCCCAGAGCAUUAGCAGACGUCUCACAGAUGUACUUGUGCUGUCUGGGUAGUUGAGAUGCAGAUAAAAUAAACUUUUUUUCACUGUUAUCAAAAGUUGUGUAAAGCAUUUAAUAACACUAGAAAACAUUAGACAAUUUCUGCCACAAGUUGUUCUUGUAGUUUUACUAUGUAAAAAUCCAUGGUGAAUGGUGGUGAUCUGUUUAUUUAUGUUUUUCCUGGUUUCCACAUCAGUGGUGUUUGUUCUGAUAUAAAUAGCUUUAACAUAAUUCUGCGCCAAAUUUGAAUGGUUCUUGUAAGAUUUCACAGAGAAUCCUGGUCAGGCGUAUAUAUGCAAAUUUUUUCCCCCGUUGAUUUAUUAUUGCGAUUAUAACGCUAUUAUCAAUGCUAUGUUUAUAUCGAAUGUAUCAUUUGUGUACGUAGCUUAAGCACAAUUGUCCGUAAAUAUAUAAAUAGGCUAAAUAUUUGGUUCAUCAAUUAGUAGCCUAUUAAUUUACAAAUCAGCCUCUCAAAAAAAUUCUCACAGGCCGCUACUGAACAUUAUAUUUAUAUUAUCUUUGUAGUAAUGUAUAGCCUAUUGUAAAAUAUUUGUAAUCUAGAAAUAAUUGACAUAUCAUUUAUAAAAUGUUUUAAGCUUUAUUUAAGCUUUCAUGUCUUUGCCUUGUGAGAUAGCCUAUUGUUCUUUAAAAUAUCUCAAUCUCUGCCUUGUGUAAUCUGUGUGCUUUUAACAUGCAAAAGAUGUUCUUUGCAUAUGUUGUCUUUUCUCAGGAUAAAAUGUAAUUAUAUGGUCUGACACUGUAUGCCUGUUACCUUAACAUCUUGGCCAGUUAACCUGCCCACAUGACAGCUGCAGACCAAGUGGACAAGCUAUUUUUGUUACAUGUUAAUGAGGUAUUAAUUGUUAACUUAUUUUUGAUAAAUAAAUAUUUUGUCACAUUCAUAAUCAAA